AUGAUGUAUUAAAGAUAAAUAUAAAUAUAAACAUAAAGUUAUCAAGUAGAAUAACUUUAAGAUUAAGUUUAAAUAUAGUAUUAUUUUUUUGAAGAUUUUUAAAAUUUUGAUUAACCUCCUCUAUUCAUUAUAAACAGUAUUUUUUUGAAUACUUUAAAAAUGAUCCAAAUAACGAAAUUGUAACUUUUUAUAGAAAUAAAGUAAUUUCUUAACUAAAUAUGUCAAAUUUACUUCACUAUAAUAUAUAAUAUAAAAUUACAAAGAUCCAAAAUAUUAAUAAUUAAUAAUAAGGGAGAAAUAGAAAGUGAAGGAAAUUAUCUAACAAUUACCAUAUCCUAUUCAAAAUUCCAAAUAUUUAAAUUUAUAUCACUAAAAUAGUUUAUCUGA
This is a messenger RNA of Paramecium primaurelia, 387 nucleotides long. The record is from the annotation of a GenBank genome assembly. NCBI's taxonomy places the organism in Eukaryota, Ciliophora, Oligohymenophorea, Peniculida, Parameciidae.